Molecule: messenger RNA, 906 nt
Organism: Diospyros lotus (date-plum)
Lineage: Eukaryota; Viridiplantae; Streptophyta; Magnoliopsida; Ericales; Ebenaceae
Product: pentatricopeptide repeat-containing protein At4g14820-like
Exons: 1
Coding region: 1-906 (301 amino acids)
Biological process (GO): RNA modification
Molecular function (GO): RNA binding; protein binding
Source: RefSeq, a predicted model, not a curated record
AUGUCAGUCCGAAACCUGGUGUCAUGGAAUGCCACGUUUGCUGCUUAUGAGCAGAACAGUGAUGGUGAAAAUGCUAUUAAGCUCUUCCGUAGAAUGCAAGCUGAAAAGGUAGAAUUUGAUUACAUCACUAUGGUUAGUGUUAUAUCAGCUUGUGCUAAUCUGGGCUCACUCAAUAACGGGAAAUGGAUAAAUGAUAUUGUGAGAAGCAAAGGUCUUGAAACCAACAGUUCAAUUGCAAAUGCUUUAAUUGACAUGUAUGCAAAAUCUGGUAACCUGGAUUUGGCGAGGGAUGUUUUCAGUAGGUUGCCAUAUAAAAGUGUUGUGUCAUGGACUUCAAUUAUAGGAGCUUGUGCAUCCCAUGGGCAUGUGGAUGAAGCUCUGGAUCUCUUCUCAGAGAUGAAAAAAGAAGUAAGGCCAAAUAGCUUUACCUUCAUUGCUGUCUUGACAGCUUGUAGACAUUCCGGUUUAGUAGAAGAAGGAAGGAAUCACUUUGAGAGCAUGACAAAAGAGUACUCAAUAAUGCCUCGUUUAGAGCACUGUGUUUGUGUAGUGGAUCUUCUUGGUAGAGUAUGCCAACUUGUGGAGGCUUUUGAGUUUAUUGAGAACAUGCCAGUUGAGCCAGAUGCUAGUGUUUGGGGAGCUCUACUCAGUGCUUGCAGAAUCCAUGGUAAUGUUGAGCUAGCUGAGCUUGUUGCCGAAAAAUGGUAUCAUUUUGAUCCACAGACGGUUAGGUCCUGUGCCCUUAUGGCAAAUAUCUAUGCUGAAGCUGGAAAGUGGGAUGAUGUAACAAGACUGAGAGAGUUGAUGGAAGAGAAAGAGUUGAAAAAGAUUCCUGGCCAUAGUGUGGUGGAGAUAAAUCUAAGAUUUCAUACAUUUUUAUCAGGUUCAAAAUCACGGCGUCCCUAA